AACCUUAUUUAUUAAUAUUUGUGAUCAUAACCUAUCCAAGUUAGGUACCUAGGAUUUCAUGUGUUUAUUUUACGAAUUUUACUUUAUUUAGUGAGAUAAUCAACAACGUAGUGGACUCUCAUCAAAACAGAAAAUAAUAUACAGCAACCAGAAUGGGAGAUAUUCUUAAAGACUCACGAUUUGCAAAAUAUCUCAACGAUCCUCGAUAUAAACCGAUUCCUAAGCAUAAACGUAAAGUAAAAAUCGAUAAAAGAUUCCAGUCUAUGUUUAGUGGCGAUAAUUUUAAAGUGAAAUAUGCCGUUGAUAAACGUGGACGCCCUGUAAACGAAACGUCAGUAGAAAAUUUGAGAAAGUACUAUGACUUGGAGGAAUCUGAUAAUACCGACGACGAAACUGAGGAAACAGAGAAAGUACAGAAAAUUAAUGACGAAAGUGUCGAAACGUUUGGCCGUUUUGUGAGGCGACCUCCUAGUGAGGAACCCGAAGACGAGAAACCACAUCCAUCAACAGAAAAUGAUAAGCUGGUUCGGGGAAAAUUAGAUUACAAAAUUAAACAGCGACUUCAAAAUCUAGAUAUUGAUUAUGCACGAGGACAAGGAGUGCUUGUCUCUGGAAGUUCAUCAUCAGAGGAAGACAGUACAGAUAACGAAGAAGAUGGUGAGUUGGAGCAUGAGUGGGGUGAGUUAGAUGCAGAUGCUGGCACUACAGAGGAUUCUACUAAAAGGAUAGCAAUCUGCAACAUGGAUUGGGACAACAUUAAAGCUGUGGAUCUUAUGGUGCUUCUCAAUUCUUUCAUACCUCCUGGUGGAAUUAUACACAAGAUUUCUAUUUACCCCUCAGAAUAUGGUUUAAAAAGAAUGCAGGAGGAGGAAGUGAGGGGGCCCAUUGAGCUGACUGAGAAGCCUGAUGAGAUUGAACAAUCAGGAGACGAGGGCCACGAGGAAGGUUCAAUAUAUCACAUGGAGAAACUGCGUCGCUACCAACUUAACCGGCUGAAAUACUUUUAUGCUGUGGUGGAAUGUGACAGUGUCGCCACAGCGGACAAAUUAUAUAGUGAAUGCGAUGGCAUGGAGUAUGAGAGUAGCGCCACCAAACUCGAUAUGAGGUUUAUACCCGAUGAUAUCAAAUUUGAUCAGGUACCAAGAGAAGUGUGUACCAAAUUGCCAGAUCUUACAAAAUACAAACCCAGAUUAUUCACAACAACAGCAUUACAACACGCCAAAGUGGAGCUCACAUGGGAUGCGACAAACCCUAAUCGAACUCAAGCGAUCCGCAGCGCUUUAGAUGGCAAAAUUGAUGACCUUGAUCUGAAAGACUACUUGGCCUCCAGUAGUGAAGAUGAAAAUCCUGAUGAUGAAGACAGUGCUACCAUUUUGGACAAAGAUAGUGAAGAUCCCAUUCAUAAAUAUAAGUCAUUAUUGGAAGAGAUAGAAAGUAAAGAAGAGAACAAAAAGAAUAAAGAUAUGGAACUUGAAAUAACUUGGGGAUUAGGAAUAAAAGACAGAGCUGAGGAGUUAGUAAAGAAAAAAUUAAAUGAAGAGGCCAAAGAUUUGACUCCAUUUGAAAAGUUGAUGAAGAAGAGAAAAGAAAAGAAAAAGGAGAGAAAGUUGAAAAUUAAGCAAGAAGAAGAACACGAAAACAAAUUGGAUGUGGGAAAUAGUUCGUCUGAUGAAGUUCCAUCUGACAUUGAUUUGAAUGAUCCUUAUUUUGCUGAAGAAUUUAAUAAACCUGAAUUCAAAAAAGCCAAAAAGCUAAGCAAGAAGAGUAAUGAGUCUGAAGAUGGUGUAGAGGAAGAGAAGAGAAAAGCAGAAUUGAAAUUGCUUUUAGACGAUGAAGAUGACAAUAAAGCUCACUUUAGUUUGAAAAAGAUUCAAGAGGCAGAAAGUAGCACAAAGAAAUCAAAGAGAAAAAAGAUAUUAAAUGAAAAAAUGAAAAAACAAAAGCAAGAACAAAAACAAGCAUUACCAGAUUUUGAAAUUAAUUUAAAUGAUAAUAGGUUUUCUGCAAUUUACAAUUCACAUCUUUAUAAUAUUGAUCCUACAAAUCCUAAUUUUAAAAAGACAAAGAAUAUGGAAAAACUUAUAGAAGAGAAACUACGAAGACGACCAGUCGAUACGCCAGUCGAAGAAGUACAUGUUCAAUCGAAAAAAUCUAAGCAAGACGCGGAAUUGAGUCUUUUGGUUAAGAACAUUAAACGUAAAACAAAACAUGACGUGAAAAAAUGAUACAUAAAGGUGUAAAUAAAUUAUAUUCAAUAACA
This is a messenger RNA of Amyelois transitella, 2260 nucleotides long. Its product is annotated as ESF1 homolog. NCBI's taxonomy places the organism in Eukaryota, Metazoa, Arthropoda, Insecta, Lepidoptera, Pyralidae. The transcript has 8 exons. Bases 153 to 2225 code for a protein of 690 amino acids. The record is from RefSeq and is a predicted model, not a curated record. Gene Ontology annotation, biological process: rRNA processing. Gene Ontology annotation, molecular function: RNA binding. Gene Ontology annotation, cellular component: nucleus.